Dendrobium catenatum is the source of this 2025-nucleotide messenger RNA. RefSeq names its product U4/U6 small nuclear ribonucleoprotein Prp31 homolog. Gene Ontology annotation, biological process: mRNA splicing, via spliceosome; spliceosomal tri-snRNP complex assembly. The record is from RefSeq and is a predicted model, not a curated record. Lineage: Eukaryota; Viridiplantae; Streptophyta; Magnoliopsida; Asparagales; Orchidaceae. Gene Ontology annotation, cellular component: U4 snRNP; U4/U6 x U5 tri-snRNP complex; precatalytic spliceosome. The transcript is spliced from 9 exons. The coding region runs from base 131 to 1591 and encodes 486 amino acids.
GCUCCUUCGUGGUUGUUCAACUUCGCUCCUUCGACGACAUUUUGAUCGGAAGCAACAACGGGAGCUCUCUGGCUGUGUAGAUAGAAGUUGAAUUUAAGGCUUGUUUGUGCGAAAUUGGAAAAACCAAGUAAUGGCUAAUCUUGCUGAUUCUUUCUUGGCUGAUCUUGAAGAGUUAUCUGACGAUGAGGCUCCUGUUCCUGAUGAAGAUGAAGCGGAAGUUGGUGACAUGGAAGAAGAUGGAGAUGAUGAUAUGGAUGACCUGGAAGCACUCAAUUAUGAUGAACUUGAUAGUGUUUCUAAAUUGCAGAAAACUCAAAGAUAUAAUGAUAUUAUGGAAAAAGUUGAAGAAGCGCUGCAGAAAGGAUCAGAUAUUUCUGGUCAAGGGAUGGUUUUAGAGGAUGAUCCCGAAUAUCAGCUUAUUGUGGAUUGUAAUGGUUUAUCAGUGGACAUUGAAAACGAAAUUAUCAUUAUUCAUAAUUUCAUACGUGACAAAUACAGGAUGAAGUUCCCUGAACUCGAAUCUCUUGUGAAUCACCCUAUUGAUUAUGCUAGGUUGGUUAAAAAGAUUGGAAAUGAGAUGGACUUAACUCUUGUGGACUUGGAAGGGCUUUUACCCUCGGCUAUUAUUAUGGUAGUUUCUGUCACUGCAUCAACUACCAGUGGUAAGCGUCUUCCUGAUGAUGUCUUGAAUAAAACAAUUGAUGCAUGUGAUCGAGCCCUUGCUCUUGAUUUAGCAAAGAAAAAGGUACUGGAUUUUGUUGAGAGUAGAAUGGGAUACAUAGCACCAAAUCUUUCUGUCAUUGUUGGAAGUGCUGUUGCAGCAAAGCUUAUGGGAACUGCUGGCGGUUUAUCUGCUUUAGCGAAAAUGCCAGCAUGCAAUGUACAACUCCUUGGGGCAAAGAAAAAAAAUCUUGCUGGUUUUUCAACUGCAACCUCACAGUUUCGUGUUGGCUAUCUUGAACAAGCAGAGAUUUUCCAGAGCACUCCUCCUUCUUUGAGGACACGUGCUUGCAGACUUCUGGCUGCAAAAUCAACCCUGGCAGCCAGAGUAGAUUCAAUAAGAGGAGAUCCAACUGGGAAGACUGGAAGAAACUUACGAGAAGAGAUUCGUAAAAAGAUUGAAAAGUGGCAAGAGCCACCCCCUGCAAAGCAGCCGAAGCCCCUACCUGUUCCAGACUCCGAACCAAAGAAAAAAAGAGGUGGUCGUCGGCUAAGAAAGAUGAAAGAAAGAUAUGCUGUUACUGAUAUGAGGAAGCUAGCAAACAGAAUGCUAUUUGGAAUUCCAGAAGAGAGUUCACUAGGUGAUGGCUUGGGUGAGGGGUAUGGCAUGCUUGGUCAGGCAGGAAGUGGGAGGUUGCGCGUGUCAGUUGCCCAAAGUAAACUUGCUACCUACCGUGCUACAAGAGCGUUCAAGGAGAAACAGUACGGAAGUAGUGGUGCUACAUCCGGAUUGACGUCAAGUCUGGCAUUCACACCUAUACAAGGAAUUGAACUCACAAACCCACAAUCCCAUGGUAAUCUUUUAGGUAGUGGAACUCAAAGCACCUAUUUCUCUGAAGUUGGAACGUUCUCAAAGAUCAAGAGGACAUAGAUGUUCUUCUUUUACUGCUUUAAAUGGAGAAAUGCUUUGGCCGUCUUAAAGAAUAUGGGUUUCUGAAUUAUCCUGUUUAUAAGUUUGAGAAGGGUGAUCAUAUAUCCUUUUUUUGGGGGGGGGAUUUUCUGGCUACAAUCUCUAUUGCAUUGUGCUUUUUUAAGGUACCAAGUUUUCCCCUUGCUGUGUAAUUAUGACAGAUUAAUGAGGUUAAGCAAGUUUUGAGGGUUGGAUAUUCCGAGGAGGUCAAUAAUUGAGGACAACCGGUUGAGAUUUAACACUCAAGUUGGAGAAUACAGAUCUGUCAAUUCCAAUUUGGUAAUCAGUCUCAGAAAGAUAAAGUUAUUAAGUCCUUUGAUAACAAUUUUUCUGUAAUCACUUAACAUAGCAUCAUUUGCAUUAAUUAAUUUAGCCAAAUAAGGCUUUAGCUGCAA